Messenger RNA from Neohortaea acidophila, 972 nucleotides. RefSeq names its product mitochondrial carrier domain-containing protein. Gene Ontology annotation, biological process: mitochondrial transport; carnitine transmembrane transport. NCBI's taxonomy places the organism in Eukaryota, Fungi, Ascomycota, Dothideomycetes, Mycosphaerellales, Teratosphaeriaceae. Bases 1 to 972 code for a protein of 323 amino acids. The record is from RefSeq and is a predicted model, not a curated record. Gene Ontology annotation, molecular function: O-acyl-L-carnitine transmembrane transporter activity. The transcript has 2 exons. Gene Ontology annotation, cellular component: mitochondrial envelope.
AUGGACAACCUCGAUUCCGCCGUCGAGAAAGUAGCCGGCAAGCCCACGGCGGAACUCAAGGAAGACGCCGUCGAAGCGGCCAAAACGUCCGUCUCGUCAAUACGCGACUUCGUGGCGGGCGGGGUGGGCGGCGUGUGCUCCGUGCUGGUCGGGCACCCCUUUGACCUGGUCAAGGUGCGCCUGCAGACGGCGGAGAAGGGCGUGUACAAUGGGGCGAUGGAUGUGGUGAGGAAGACGAUUGCGCGCGAGGGCCCGGUGCGCGGGUUGUAUGCGGGUGUUUCGGCGCCGUUGGUGGGCGUCACGCCUAUGUUCGCGGUCAGCUUCUGGGGCUACGGCGUAGGCAAACAACUCGUCGAGUCCUUCGGCAACGUCAAAGACGGCCAAUUCACGCCCGCACAAGUCGCAACCGCAGGCUUCUUCUCCGCCAUCCCCCAAACCCUCAUCACCGCCCCCUUCGAGCGCGUAAAAAUCAUCCUCCAAAUCCAAGGGCAGAAACAGCUGGCGCCAGGCGAGAAGCCGAAAUACAGCGGCGGCCCAGACGUCGUUCGCCAACUCUACAAAGAAGGCGGCAUCCGCAGCGUCUACCGCGGCUCCGCAAUGACUCUCAUGCGCGACGGCCCCGGCUCCGCUGUGUACUUUGCCACCUACGAGCUCAUCAAGCGCAACCUCACGCCGAAAGACGAAAGCGGCAAGCCGGGCAAGCUCUCGCUGACGGCCGUGUGCGUGGCGGGCGGUGCGGCUGGCGUGGCUAUGUGGAUCCCCGUCUUCCCCGUCGACACCAUCAAAUCCCGCCUGCAGUCUGGAGAUAGCAAUUUGAGCAUCAGCGGCACGAUCAAGGAGAUUUAUCGCAGGGGUGGUGUCAAGGCUUUCUUCCCUGGUAUGGGACCUGCCAUGGCCAGAGCCGUUCCGGCGAAUGCAGCCACGUUCUUGGGCGUGGAGUUGGCGCAUCAGGCUAUGAAUAAGGUGUUUUGA